Messenger RNA from Rosa chinensis, 1455 nucleotides. RefSeq names its product probable cinnamyl alcohol dehydrogenase 1. The transcript is spliced from 7 exons. The coding region runs from base 154 to 1233 and encodes 359 amino acids. NCBI's taxonomy places the organism in Eukaryota, Viridiplantae, Streptophyta, Magnoliopsida, Rosales, Rosaceae. Gene Ontology annotation, molecular function: oxidoreductase activity, acting on the CH-OH group of donors, NAD or NADP as acceptor; zinc ion binding. The record is from RefSeq and is a predicted model, not a curated record.
CUUCUGAGGAGUCCAGUGACACUGUGCCAAGUAACGGUGAGACCUGAGAUGGUUCAUUCACUAUAAGAAUUAAGAAUUAAGAAGCUUGAAGCUUCAAUAUGAGUGGUCUCUCAAACAAAGCCAAACAAACAAAGUCGAGCUCUUUCUCUUCGUAUGUUUGGGGACAAGUCAAUAAUGAGUGAAAAAGGGAAUUGCAUUGGAUAUGCUGCAAGGGAUCCAUCUGGAGUUCUAUCUCAUUAUGAAUUUAGCCGCAGGGAUCUUGGAACCGAUGAUGUUUCCAUAAGAAUUACUCAUUGCGGAGUUUGUUAUGCUGAUGUGAUUUGGACCAGAAAUAAGCAUGGAGACUCCAAGUACCCUCUAGUGCCUGGACACGAGAUUGCGGGUAUUGUAAAAGAGGUAGGUUCAAAUGUUAAGCGGUUCAAAGUCGGUGACCAUGUUGGAGUGGGAACCUAUGUCAACUCAUGCAGAGAUUGUGAGUAUUGCAAUGAUGGACUUGAAGUUCAGUGCGUAAAGGGAUCAGUUUUCACUUUUAAUGGUGUUGAUGCUGAUGGUACAAUUACGAAAGGGGGAUACUCCAGUCACAUAGUUGUUCACGAUAGGUACUGCUACAAGAUACCUGAUAACUAUCCAUUGGCUUCCGCAGCACCUUUGCUUUGUGCUGGAAUUACUGUUUAUGCUCCUAUGAUGCGCCAUAAGAUGAACCAACCCGGUAAAUCUCUAGGCGUGAUUGGGCUUGGUGGUCUUGGUCACAUGGCAGUGAAGUUUGGAAAGGCAUUUGGUUUGAAUGUAACAGUUUUCAGCACAAGCAUAACCAAGAAAGAGGAAGCCUUAAGUCAGCUUGGUGCAGAUAAAUUUGUGGUCUCAUCUGACCAAGAGCAGAUGAAGGCUUUGGUGAAGUCACUUGACUUUAUAGUUGACACAGCGUCUGGUGAUCACCCAUUUGAUCCAUACAUGGCAUUGUUAAAGACGGGUGGAAUUUUCGUCUUGGUGGGAUUCCCCAGUGAAGUCAAAUUCAGUCCUGCGAGCCUUAAUCUUGGUAUGAAAACCAUUUCUGGUAGUAUAACAGGUGGAACAAAGGAUACACAGGAAAUGAUAGAUUUCUGUGCUGCUCAUGGAAUCCACCCAAUGAUUGAAGUAAUUCCAAUUCAAUAUGCAAAUGAAGCUAUUGACAGGCUUACAAAAAGGGAUGUGAAAUACCGGUUUGUGAUUGACAUUGAAAACUCCCUGAAAUGAUACCAUGGAAGAGAAGCAGAAUUUCUCUUCUUGAUAUGUUAUCAAGUUAAAACUUUGCAUGGUGUGCUUUAGGGUGAGAACUUUUUAUUGGAAUUAAUCUUCUGCAUAAUGGGUAAGGAGAUUAGAGAUUAUGUGAAUAAGGAGAUUAGAGAUUUUGUGAAUAAACAUCAGUUCCAUUUGGGAUUGAUUUUCUGAAUCAUGAUGAAACAAACUUUUCAUUUU